Capsicum annuum is the source of this 1118-nucleotide messenger RNA. Its product is annotated as expansin-A11-like. Bases 54 to 824 code for a protein of 256 amino acids. Gene Ontology annotation, cellular component: extracellular region. The transcript is spliced from 3 exons. The record is from RefSeq and is marked provisional. Gene Ontology annotation, biological process: plant-type cell wall organization. Lineage: Eukaryota; Viridiplantae; Streptophyta; Magnoliopsida; Solanales; Solanaceae.
CAACACAUAACAUUUCCAUUUGCUCAAUUCUUCUACUUAUUUUUCUUAAGGAAAUGGCUAAAAUUUGUAUUUUAGCAUUGGGUUUUAUAUUUGGUUUAUUUAACAUUUUGCUUAGUGCAAAUGCUUUCUCUGCUUCUGGAUGGAUGAGUGCUCAUGCUACUUUUUAUGGUGGAUCUGAUGCUUCUGGCACUAUGGGGGGUGCUUGUGGUUAUGGGAACUUGUACUCAACAGGGUAUGGUACAAACACAGCUGCAUUAAGUACUGCAUUGUUCAAUGAUGGAGCAUCAUGUGGUCAAUGUUACAAAAUUAUGUGUGAUUAUAAUCAAGAUUCAAAAUGGUGCAUAAAGGGAACAUCAAUUACAAUUACAGCCACAAAUUUUUGUCCACCAAAUUAUGCACUUCCUAGUAACAAUGGUGGAUGGUGUAAUCCUCCAAGGCCACAUUUUGACAUGGCUCAACCUGCUUGGGAACACAUUGGUAUUUAUAGAGGUGGCAUUGUACCUGUCCUCUACCAAAGGAUUCCUUGUGAGAAAAAAGGUGGAGUUAGAUUUACCAUAAAUGGAAGGGAGUAUUUUGAGCUAUUAAUGAUAAGCAAUGUAGGAGGGGCUGGAUCUGUUCAAUCAGUACAAAUUAAAGGUUCAAGAACUAAUUGGAUGGCAAUGUCUAGAAAUUGGGGGGCCAAUUGGCAAUCCAAUGCGCGUCUCGAUGGACAAUCUUUGUCAUUUAAGGUCACAACAUCAGAUGGUGUCACCAAAACAUUCUUAAAUGUUGCUUCAUCCAAUUGGCAAUUUGGGCAAACAUAUUCAAGCUCUAUGAACUUCUAGAAAGUCGAGAAGUUCAAGAUUUGAAGUUUCUGAGUUCAUAUCAUAUAUACGUGUGAUAGGCAGCAGCGGCAUGCUCACUGUUUUACUGAAAGCAGCCCGCCCCUCCCCGUCUUUUUAUUCUUGAUAUUCAAAAUGUACUAGCUCGAUUGUUGGUGAAAUUUAUGAAUUACCCUAGUCAUUAUUGUGUGUAUGUAGAGUAGUGUGAAAUUUCCAUUUUUAUUUUCGAUAUAUCAAAGGAUUAUAAUAAGGCACUUUUUGUCUUUCAUGCAAAAGUUGUAAGUGCAUCAAUUUAAA